Molecule: messenger RNA, 1761 nt
Organism: Myotis lucifugus (little brown bat)
Lineage: Eukaryota; Metazoa; Chordata; Mammalia; Chiroptera; Vespertilionidae
Gene: TIMM13
Product: translocase of inner mitochondrial membrane 13
Exons: 3
Coding region: 68-352 (94 amino acids)
Source: RefSeq, a predicted model, not a curated record
GCCUCUGACUUCCGGGGCAGGUACGGGUCGGCGCACGCGGCCGCGAGCCGGUUGACUUUGCGGAGCCAUGGAUGGCUUCAGCUCGGACUUCGGCGGCUCCGGCGGCGGCAAGCUGGACCCCGGGCUCAUCAUGGAGCAGGUGAAGGUGCAGAUCGCCGUGGCCAACGCGCAGGAGCUGCUGCAGAGGAUGACGGACAAGUGCUUCCGGAAGUGCAUCGGGAAGCCGGGGGGCUCUCUGGACAAUUCGGAGCAGAAAUGCAUCGCCAUGUGCAUGGACCGCUACAUGGACGCCUGGAACACCGUAUCCCGCGCCUACAACUCGCGGCUGCAGCGAGAACGAGCCAACAUGUGAUCGGGAAAUGCGGUGCCUGGCCGAGCCAGUGGGCCGCCCCCACCCGUGUUCGGUUUCCAUAAAUGUGCUUUGUGAGGCAGGGGCCAGCGUGUGCGUGCUGCCUGCCCGUGGUUUAUGAGGAUGAGGCUGGUGCUGGGACACUUGGAAUUUUGUCCCCCUCCCCCUGGCCAGGCCGACCUCCCACCUGCCAGCGAGUGUAGUUGGGGACUUCGGGACCCUGGAAUUUCCCACAGUGCUGGCAGCGCUGUGGCACCUUUCCUGGUGUGCCCGGGUCACCUUUAUGCCCGAGCCGUAGACUUCCUGUGGGCCUGCGGGUGGGGAGAUGGUCAGACCCCACCUGAGCUGUGACCUCCUGGGGGUGGGCUGACAAAUAAAUGGAUGAGGGAGGGGUGGAGAGAGUCCUGUGUGUCUUCCCUGGAGGAGGCCUGUGUCUGGGGUACCUGAGUCCCCUGCCCAGACUGAGCCUUAGUCUCUGCCCCACCCCCACCCCCACCCCCAUUUCCCCCCUGGGCGCUUGCUACUGUUCCCUGGAUGACACCAAAGGAACCCUGAAGAUGAGGCUGAACCCCAGCCCCAAAGGCUGGGGUUAUGGCAGCCCUCUUCCUGGGAGGUCUUGCUACCUCACCCCACCCACCUUUCAUCCCAACUUUAGGCCCUGGGUCAGGGGCAGGCAAGCAGUUCUUGCUGUGAUGUGCAAGUGUGUGAGCCAGUAAGUUAGGGACAAGGGGCUUUUUAUUGGAACAAAAGACACAGUAAAACUGUACUCCCACUGCCCGCAGCACUCCCCGCCCACUGUCUGGACUGGACUCCCCUUCUCGGACCGGUGGCUGGUUGGUUCCUACUGCCUUGUCCUCCCAGGCCUGGACAGCCAUGGGGUGGUCACUCCUGGAUGUUCUGUGUGAUCCAGCCUCUCACAGCAGCCACCCGGGUAUAGACACCUGGGAAGUGAGGUCGCCCGCAGCCAUAGCCCCAGCUGGUGACCCCAGUUAGCACCCACUGGCCAGAGGGUUCCCUGCAGGCCAGAGGUCCCCCAGCAUCACCCUGAGGGGAGGAGAGAGGAAAGGCACUCAGCAGGCCAGUUUCCUCCACCUCCCAUAGCAACCCUCGGGCAAGAGAGGACUGACCCGAUCUGCACACCUGGGGUGGCUGGCCUCCACAGGAGUCUCCUGGGCUCCCCAUGUGACCCCAAGUGAGUAGCCCUGUGAGCCUCACUUUUACUAUCUGGGAAAUGGGCUUAAUGCCAGGACAAGCCAUUCAUCUGUCUGGCAGACAUUUGUGAGCACCUGCCACAGGUUCCCUAGUAGAACGGCCUUACACUGCAUGCAGCCUGUUCCCAUUCCUCGCCUGCAGGGCGGCAGUGAGGAUGUGGGGUGGGAACUGGAUGCCCAAUAAACAGUGGUCCAUUGAAA